Messenger RNA from Daktulosphaira vitifoliae (grape phylloxera), 5271 nucleotides. RefSeq names its product sodium/potassium-transporting ATPase subunit alpha-like. The record is from RefSeq and is a predicted model, not a curated record. Gene Ontology annotation, cellular component: membrane. Gene Ontology annotation, biological process: sodium ion export across plasma membrane; proton transmembrane transport; intracellular potassium ion homeostasis. The coding region runs from base 792 to 3800 and encodes 1002 amino acids. Gene Ontology annotation, molecular function: ATP hydrolysis activity; ATP binding; P-type sodium:potassium-exchanging transporter activity. The transcript has 2 exons. Lineage: Eukaryota; Metazoa; Arthropoda; Insecta; Hemiptera; Phylloxeridae.
AAACGCCGCUCGAGUGGAGUUCAGCUGCUGCCGCCGUGAGCCGCGGGACCCGCGUUAUUGUACCGCUCUAACGCACUAGACAGACUUUUCUGUCUUUAUUUUAACAACGCCAGAUAGUUUCUUUUCUUAUUUUUCUCCCUGAUUUUGGUAUUUCUGUUGUCCGUUUACACUUUCUGUUCACCUUUCCCCCCACGUCCCGGAUCCUUUUUUGUCCCUUGUGCCACCGACCGGUCUGGAUUCCGUGUUAUAGUGCCUAAAACAAACGCAAACAGCUGAUCACUACCAUCGUGUGUGAACACAUCCGAAUUGUCCGUCAUCGACAAUAAUCAUCAUAUCGUGUUUUCGUGUAUCGCCGAGUGCUAAUUUCGUAUUAAGGAUUAUAAGACGUGUUGAUUGGAUACUUUGCCAAGAAUAACACGAUGCGAGACAAGACAUCUUAAAUUACACAGAUCUGGAAUAGCAAAAGAACAUACACAAACACUUCGGAUAUCGGAGUAUCAUAUUUUCUAAGUCUGUGAUAUAGUGUAAUUUAUUUUUAAAAUGAUCCCUCUAUUCGCUAUCGAUUUUCUCGACCAUAGGAUAGAAAUCGAAUCACCUAUUUGUAAUCAAAUGAAACGGUCGUUAUAAGUUGUAUUUUAAGUUGUUGACUUAAAUUCGUUAUUCCAAUUAGUUAGUUUAUUUAUAAAUUUUGUAAAAUAAUAUAAUAACAAUGAAUUCCUAUAAAUAUUUUUGAAACUAUAAAACAUUUUAAUUGUAUUUUAAAUUAUCAAGUCCCUUAUACUCUGUCCAAGAUGGGUUCUAAAGAGGAAACUAGCAAAGGAGCCAAAAUGAGUGAUCUCAAAAAAGAAAUUGAUUUAGAUGAUCACCAAAUACCAUUAGCUGAGGUAUAUGCUCGUUAUGAAACAGAUCCUGAAAGAGGAUUAACUACAGCCCAAGCUAAAAGAUUAUUACUUAGGGACGGACCUAAUGCACUGACACCACCUAAGAGAACUCCCGCAUGGAUUAUUCUGCUAAAACAUUUGUUUGAAGGAUUUUCUAUUUUGCUAUGGGCGGGUGCUUCUUUAUGUUACCUAGCGUAUGGUAUUCAAUAUUCUACUUCUGAAGAACCACAAGAAGAUAAUUUAUGGUUGGGUACAGUUUUGGUACUAGUUUGUGUUAUUACGGGUGUAUUUGCUUACAGUCAAGAAGCAAAAAGUUCUAGAAUUAUGGACUCGUUCAAAAAUAUGGUACCCCAAUAUGCCAACGUAGUACGAGAUGGCGAACGAAGAAAUAUUCUUAGUUCAGAACUUGUUAAAGGAGAUAUAGUCGAAGUUAAAUUUGGUGAUCGCGUUCCAGCUGAUGUCCGCAUUAUUGAGAGUCAUAAUUUCAAAGUAGAUAACUCAUCUUUAACCGGAGAAACUGAACCACAACCAAGGGAUUCGAAUGUAUCUAAAGUCCAAGUAUUAGAAGCUAAUAAUUUGGCAUUUUUCUCGACUAAUGCAGUUGAAGGAACAGCAAAAGCUGUAGUGAUACUUUGUGGAGACAAUACUGUGAUGGGGCGUAUUGCUGGACUGACUACUAGAUUGGAGCAAAGAGAUACACCAAUUGCAAAUGAAAUUCAUCAUUUUAUGCACUUAAUUUCGGCUUGGGCUAUUUUCCUUGGAGUUUCGUUUUUCAUAAUGGCAUUCUUACUUGGAUAUCAUUGGCUAGAUGCAUUUAUUUUCCUUAUUGGUAUUAUUGUAGCUAACGUACCAGAAGGUCUUCUCGCCACUGUAACGGUAUGUUUAUCAUUAACAGCUAAACGAAUGGCAUCAAAAAAUUGUGUUGUAAAACAUCUAGAAGCAGUUGAAACUCUUGGUUCUACAUCCACCAUCUGUUCUGAUAAAACUGGAACGCUAACACAAAAUCGAAUGACAGUAACCCAUUUAAGUUAUAACAAAGAAAUUAUUGAAGUGGACUAUUUUAAAGAUCCAACUGGUGUGACUGAAGAAGCUAGAAAUACCAAAGCUUACCAAUCACUUGUCAGGGCAGGAUGUCUUUGUAGCAGAGCUGAAUUUAUUUGUGGACAAGAUAAUACACCAGUUCUCAAAAGAGAAGUUAUGGGUGAUGCUUCCGAAGCAGCUAUCAUAAAAUUCUCUGAGCUUGCAGUAGGAGACGUUAUGGCAUUCAGAGAUCAACACAAAAAAGUCGCAGAAAUACCAUUUAAUUCUUCCGAUAAAUUCCAAGUAUCUAUACAUGUACUACCAUCUAAAGGACAAUUGCUAGUCAUGAAAGGGGCUCCUGAAAGAAUAUUAGCUCGUUGUACACGCAUGCGUUAUGGAGAUGGAGUAGUUGAGCUAGAUGAAAAUAUUAGGCAAGAAAUGGAUGAAAUUAUUGAACAGCUCGGUAGUUAUGGAGAAAGAGUUUUAGGAUUUUGCGAUCUUUUCCUGAGUACAGAUCAGUAUCCAAUUGGUUUUAAUUUUACAACUGAUCCUCCUAAUUUCCCUUUGAAUGAUUUACGAUUUUUAGGGUUAAUGUCUAUGAUUGAUCCACCAAGACCUGGUGUACCUGAUGCUGUUGCCAAAUGCCGUUCAGCAGGUAUCCGUGUCAUCAUGGUCACUGGUGAUCAUCCAGUUACCGCUAAAGCGAUAGCUAAGGCCGUUGGUAUUAUUUCAGAAGGUUCAGAAACACUCGAAGAAAUUGCUAAAAGACGACGUGUGCCUGUGUCUUCUUUGGACCCCAGAGAGUCUACAACGAUUGUUAUUCAAGGUUCAGUUUUGCGUGACAUGUCUUCCGAGGAGUUAGAACAUGUAUUAAGAACAAACAGAGAAAUUGUAUUUGCUCGUACUUCCCCAACGCAAAAAUUACAUAUUGUUGAAGGUUGUCAAAAUCUUGGAGCUAUUGUUGCCGUUACAGGAGAUGGCGUAAACGAUUCCCCAGCAUUGAAAAAAGCUGACAUUGGUAUUGCUAUGGGUAUUACUGGUUCUGAUGUAUCUAAACAAACAGCUGAUAUGAUAUUAUUGGAUGACAAUUUUGCAUCAAUUGUUACCGGUGUUGAGGAAGGACGACUUAUUUUUGAUAAUUUAAAGAAAUCAAUAGCUUAUACUUUAGCAUCCAAUGUGCCAGAGAUAACGCCAUUUUUAUUAUUUAUUGUUGCCGGCAUUCCAUUGCCUUUAGGCGUAGUGGCUGUCCUUUGCAUUGAUUUGGGAACUGAUAUGUGGCCUGCUAUUUCAUUAGCAUACGAGAGGGCUGAAUCUGAUAUUAUGUUAAGACAUCCAAGAAAUCCAACAAAUGACAAGCUGGUAAAUGGAAAACUCAUAUUUGUAGCUUAUGGUCAAAUAGGUGUGAUUGAAGCCGUUGCUGGGUUUUUCUCAUACUUUGUUAUAAUGGCUCAAUGUGGAUGGAAACCACCUCGGUUAUUAGGCAUUCGUAAUGAAUGGGAUUCAAAGUCUGUCAAUGAUUUACAAGAUUCAUAUGGUCAAGAAUGGACUUUUGUGCAUCGAAAAGAAUUAGAAUAUACAUGCCAUACUGCCUUCUUUAUAGCUAUUGUAGUUGUUCAAUGGGCUGAUUUAAUAAUUUGCAAAACACGAUAUAAUUCGAUUGCUCAUCAAGGAAUGGACAAUUGGGUUUUGAAUUUCGGUAUAGUGUUUGAGACUUUAGCUGCUUGUCUUGUUUCAUACUGCCCGGGUAUGACCGAUGUGCUAAAGACCUACCCUGUUAAAGCCGAGUGGUGGCUGCCAGCUGUACCAUUCGCUAUUGUCAUAUUUAUUUAUGACGAAUGCAGACGUUUUUGGCUCAGGACUCAUCCUGGUGGAUGGGUCGAACGACACACUUAUUAUUAAAGAUUAAUUUUAACUACAAUAAAUUAAAAAUAAUAAUCAUUUAUUGCGGCAAUGGCCUUGUAUAAAAAGAAAUCAAUUAAUAUAAAAAAAAAAUCUUUUGCAUUACAACCUCAAUGAUUAAAAAUUUAAAUGUAUAGCUGUUAUUGUUAUUGAUAGUUUUAUUAGUUAUUUAUAACGCGAAUUUUUUUAAAAAUUAGAAGGGAAAACUUGCUAUGAUUUAUUGUCACCGGAAAGUCAAAAAACAAUAUGUUAAAUUAAUUUAUUAUUAUACGAAAAAUAUGAGUGUUCAUUUACCAUAGGCCUAGACUAUUAAUUAAUAUGUAAGUAAAUGAAAAUCGUUAACAGUGCAUAGAGUUGGAUUAGUUAUUUAUAAAAAGUUUUUGUUAAAAUAUAUUAAAAUAAUAUAUAGUACAAGGCUGAUCAAAAGUCCUACCUGGAAAUCAUUUUAUCUUAAAACUUUUGAUCUUCCGCGUAUCUACAUAUUGUAAUCUGGGCUGGUAUAUGUGCAAUUAUGCUUUGAGUCUGAGCCAUUAUAAUAUGUACAUACAUUUAAAAUGCCUGUAGAAAAUUCAAUGUAUAGUAUUUUGUUUGAAUUAAAAAAAAAAAAAAAAAAAUUAAAAAAAAAAAGGAAUAACUAAUAGUUAUUGCAUUUUUAGUUUUGUUAUGAGUUUUAAAAUAUUAUCAGUAAAGUUAUAAGUGUUAUGCGUAUAAUUACUUAGGGCGAAAAUUGGACUACAAAUUACAAAACCUAAAUCUCAUUUCUUAAGCGGAGCAGAAAAUUUUAUUUCUGUUAUCCAAAUUAAACUUAACAUUUGUAAACAUUAUUCAUACAAUAGCCUUUCUAGCCUAUUAUUGUACUAUGUUAAAUAGUUGAUUUCAUUUUGUUUUAUAAUUUAUACUAUUUUUUUUAAUUUGUGUCUUAUUGACGUUUUUUGUUUACCGGAUGUAUACAACUAUACGAUUAUUAUACUUAAUGAUAUUUAUUUUUAACUUAAUGUAGAAAAUGCUUAUCUUAGUCGAUUUCACACAGGCAAACAAAUUUUAUAUUUAAGAAAAAAUGAAAUUAUUUACAUAAAAUAUGUCAUAUGAACUAGCUUAAACCGCUGAAAAUAAAAAUCGUAAUAUUUUAGUAUGUAAAAUUAAAUAUUUUUAAGGAAUUUUUUUUUUUUAGUUCAAUUAUAGGACAAAAACUAUAUAAAAUAGAAUGUUUAAAUUUGUACUAUUGUAAUAAGCUUUUUAAUAUCCGUUGAAUAAUGUAAAGUUAUAUUACUUAAGUCAUACAUUAAAUUUUUAUUAAUGCCAUUUAAUACAUUGUGAAACGUCGGGUAUUUAGUUACUAUAUAAUGUUAUAAUGAUUAUUGUUCGGCUAUAUAUGCUAUAUAAAAAAGCAAAUCACGCGAAAAUCAUAAUAUUAUUUUCAGAGAUUUUAUGGUAAUGUAUGUUCCGAAUAAAAGUCCUGUAUACAAAGACA